Messenger RNA from Arvicola amphibius (Eurasian water vole), 4629 nucleotides. It is a transcript of the gene Slit2, whose product is annotated as slit guidance ligand 2. Gene Ontology annotation, biological process: negative regulation of cell growth; retinal ganglion cell axon guidance; negative chemotaxis. Gene Ontology annotation, molecular function: Roundabout binding; heparin binding; calcium ion binding. The transcript is spliced from 39 exons. The record is from RefSeq and is a predicted model, not a curated record. Lineage: Eukaryota; Metazoa; Chordata; Mammalia; Rodentia; Cricetidae. Bases 1 to 4629 code for a protein of 1542 amino acids.
AUGAGCAGCAUUGGCUGGCAAACACUGUCCCUGUCGCUGGGGUUAGUGUUGUCGAUUUUGAACAAGGUGGCGCCGCAGGCGUGCCCGGCCCAGUGCUCCUGUUCAGGCAGCACGGUGGACUGUCAUGGGCUGGCACUACGCAGUGUGCCCAGGAAUAUCCCCCGCAACACCGAGAGACUGGAUCUGAAUGGAAAUAACAUCACAAGGAUUACGAAGACAGACUUUGCUGGUCUCAGGCACCUCAGAGUUCUUCAGCUCAUGGAGAACAAGAUCAGCACCAUUGAGAGGGGAGCUUUCCAGGAUCUGAAGGAGCUGGAGAGACUGCGUUUAAACAGAAAUAACCUUCAGUUGUUUCCUGAGCUGCUAUUUCUUGGGACUGCGAAGCUCUACCGGCUUGAUCUCAGUGAAAAUCAAAUUCAAGCAAUUCCAAGGAAGGCUUUCCGUGGGGCAGUUGACAUUAAAAAUCUGCAACUGGAUUACAACCAGAUCAGCUGCAUCGAAGAUGGGGCCUUUAGAGCACUGAGAGACCUAGAAGUACUCACUCUCAACAAUAACAAUAUUACUAGACUUUCAGUGGCAAGUUUCAACCAUAUGCCUAAACUUAGGACAUUUCGACUCCAUUCAAACAACCUGUACUGCGACUGCCACCUGGCCUGGCUCUCGGACUGGCUUCGCCAACGGCCUCGGGUGGGCUUAUACACUCAGUGUAUGGGCCCAUCCCACCUGAGGGGCCACAAUGUAGCAGAGGUUCAAAAACGAGAAUUUGUCUGCAGUGAUGAGGAAGAAGGUCAUCAGUCAUUCAUGGCUCCCUCCUGCAGUGUUCUGCACUGCCCUACUGCCUGUACCUGUAGCAACAAUAUUGUAGACUGCCGAGGAAAAGGCCUUACUGAGAUCCCCACAAAUCUUCCUGAGACCAUCACGGAAAUACGCUUGGAACAGAACUCCAUCAGGGCCAUCCCUCCCGGAGCUUUCUCGCCAUAUAAAAAGCUCAGAAGAAUAGACCUGAGCAAUAAUCAGAUCUCGGAGCUUGCCCCAGAUGCCUUCCAGGGACUGCGCUCUCUGAAUUCACUUGUCCUGUAUGGAAAUAAAAUCACAGAACUCCCAAAAAGUUUAUUCGAAGGACUAUUUUCCUUACAACUACUAUUAUUGAAUGCCAACAAGAUAAACUGCCUUCGGGUAGAUGCUUUUCAGGACCUGCACAACUUGAACCUUCUCUCGUUAUAUGACAACAAACUUCAGACUGUUGCCAAGGGCACCUUCUCAGCUCUCAGAGCCAUCCAAACUAUGCAUUUGGCCCAGAACCCUUUCAUUUGUGACUGCCAUCUCAAGUGGCUAGCGGAUUAUCUACACACCAACCCAAUUGAGACCAGCGGUGCCCGUUGCACCAGUCCCCGCCGCCUGGCUAACAAAAGAAUUGGACAGAUCAAAAGCAAGAAAUUUCGUUGUUCAGCUAAAGAACAGUAUUUCAUUCCAGGCACAGAAGAUUAUCGAUCAAAAUUAAGUGGAGACUGCUUUGCAGACUUGGCUUGUCCUGAGAAGUGUCGCUGUGAGGGGACCACAGUAGAUUGCUCCAAUCAAAAACUCAACAAAAUCCCAGACCAUAUUCCCCAGUACACAGCGGAGCUGCGACUCAAUAAUAAUGAAUUUACAGUGUUAGAAGCUACAGGGAUAUUUAAGAAACUUCCUCAGUUACGUAAAAUCAACUUUAGCAACAAUAAGAUCACCGAUAUCGAGGAGGGAGCAUUUGAAGGCGCAUCUGGCGUGAAUGAAAUUCUUCUCACCAGUAACCGUUUGGAAAAUGUUCAGCAUAAGAUGUUCAAAGGAUUGGAAAGCCUCAAAACAUUGAUGCUGAGAAGUAAUCGAAUAAGCUGUGUUGGGAACGAGAGUUUCAUAGGACUCGGCUCUGUGCGUCUGCUUUCUUUAUAUGACAAUCAAAUUACUACAGUUGCACCAGGGGCAUUUGAUACUCUCCAUUCCUUAUCUACACUAAACCUCUUGGCCAAUCCUUUCAACUGUAACUGUCAUCUGGCAUGGCUGGGAGAAUGGCUCAGGAGGAAAAGGAUUGUAACAGGAAAUCCGCGGUGCCAAAAGCCCUACUUCCUCAAGGAAAUCCCAAUCCAAGAUGUAGCCAUUCAGGACUUCACCUGUGAUGAUGGGAACGACGACAACAGUUGCUCGCCGCUCUCUCGCUGUCCUUCGGAAUGUACUUGCUUGGAUACAGUAGUCCGAUGUAGCAACAAGGGCUUGAAGUUCCUGCCGAAAGGCAUCCCAAGAGAUGUCACAGAGCUGUAUCUGGAUGGGAAUCAGUUUACCCUGCUCCCCAAGGAGCUCUCCGACUACAGACAUUUAACACUCAUAGACUUAAGUAACAACCGAAUAAGCACACUUUCCAAUCAAAGCUUCAGCAACAUGACCCAGCUUCUCACCCUAAUUCUCAGUUACAACCGUCUGAGAUGUAUUCCUCCACGAACCUUUGAUGGAUUGAAGUCUCUUCGGUUACUGUCUCUACAUGGAAAUGAUGUUUCCGUUGUGCCAGAAGGCGCCUUCAAUGACCUUUCAGCUUUAUCACACUUAGCGAUUGGAGCCAACCCUCUUUACUGUGAUUGUAACAUGCAGUGGUUAUCCGACUGGGUGAAGUCGGAAUAUAAGGAACCUGGAAUUGCUCGCUGUGCUGGUCCUGGAGAAAUGGCAGAUAAAUUGUUACUCACAACUCCCUCCAAAAAAUUUACAUGUCAAGGUCCCGUGGAUGUUACUAUUCAAGCCAAGUGUAACCCCUGUUUAUCCAAUCCAUGUAAAAACGAUGGCACCUGUAACAAUGACCCAGUCGAUUUUUAUCGAUGCACCUGCCCAUACGGUUUCAAGGGGCAGGACUGUGAUAUUCCGAUCCACGCCUGUAUCAGUAACCCAUGUAAACAUGGAGGAACUUGCCAUUUAAAAGAAGGAGAGAAUGAUGGAUUCUGGUGCGCUUGUGCUGAUGGUUUUGAAGGAGAAAACUGUGAAGUCAAUGUUGAUGAUUGUGAAGAUAAUGACUGUGAAAAUAAUUCUACAUGUGUUGACGGGGUUAACAACUACACAUGCCUUUGCCCACCGGAGUACACAGCUGCUAAUCUGAAUGAGGUGGAAAAAGGCGAACUGUGUGAGGAAAAGCUGGACUUCUGUGCGCAGGACCUGAACCCCUGCCAGCAUGACUCCAAGUGCAUCCUGACACCAAAGGGAUUCAAGUGUGACUGCACUCCGGGGUACAUUGGUGAGCACUGCGACAUUGACGUUGAUGACUGCAAAGAUAACAAGUGUAAAAACGGAGCUCACUGCACGGACGCGGUGAAUGGUUACACGUGCGUCUGCCCUGAAGGCUACAGUGGCUUGUUCUGUGAGUUUUCUCCACCCAUGGUCCUCCCUCGCACCAGCCCUUGUGAUAAUUUUGAUUGUCAGAACGGAGCUCAGUGCAUCAUCAGGAUCAAUGAGCCAAUAUGUCAGUGUUUGCCUGGCUACCUGGGGGAGAAGUGUGAAAAAUUGGUCAGUGUGAACUUUGUAAACAAAGAGUCCUAUCUCCAGAUUCCUUCAGCCAAGGUCCGGCCUCAGACGAACAUUACACUUCAGAUUGCCACAGAUGAAGACAGCGGCAUCCUCCUGUAUAAAGGUGACAAAGACCACAUUGCUGUGGAACUCUACCGAGGGCGAGUUCGAGCCAGCUAUGACACCGGCUCUCACCCGGCUUCGGCCAUUUACAGUGUGGAGACAAUCAAUGAUGGAAACUUCCACAUUGUGGAGCUUCUGACCCUGGAUUCGAGUCUUUCCCUCUCCGUGGAUGGAGGAAGCCCUAAAGUGAUCACCAACUUGUCAAAACAAUCUCCUCUGAAUUUUGACUCCCCACUUUACGUAGGAGGCAUGCCUGGGAAGAAUAACGUGGCAUCUCUGCGCCAGGCCCCUGGGCAGAACGGUACCAGCUUCCAUGGCUGUAUCCGGAACCUUUACAUCAACAGUGAGCUGCAGGACUUCCGGAAAGUGCCCAUGCAAACCGGAAUUCUGCCUGGCUGUGAGCCAUGCCACAAGAAAGUGUGUGCCCACGGCACGUGCCAGCCCAGCAGCCAAUCAGGCUUCACCUGUGAAUGUGAGGAAGGGUGGAUGGGGCCUCUCUGUGACCAGCGAACCAAUGACCCCUGCCUAGGAAACAAAUGCGUACACGGCACCUGCUUGCCCAUCAAUGCCUUCUCCUACAGCUGUAAGUGCCUGGAGGGCCAUGGCGGUGUCCUUUGUGAUGAAGAAGAAGACCUGUUUAACCCCUGCCAGCUGAUCAAGUGCAGCCAUGGAAAGUGCAGGCUCUCUGGCCUCGGGCAGCCCUACUGUGAGUGCAACAGCGGAUACACCGGGGACAGCUGUGACAGGGAAAUUUCUUGCCGAGGGGAACGGAUAAGAGAUUAUUACCAGAAGCAGCAGGGUUACGCUGCCUGUCAGACAACAAAGAAAGUAUCUCGCUUGGAAUGUAAAGGCGGGUGUACUGGUGGGCAGUGCUGUGGACCUCUGAGGAGCAAGAGGCGGAAAUACUCCUUUGAAUGCACAGAUGGAUCCUCCUUUGUGGACGAGGUUGAGAAGGUGGUGAAGUGCGGCUGCGCGCGGUGUGCCUCCUAA